GAGCUACCUAGCUGUUCCGGUGAUCUGAACGUCAGAAUGGGUUGCUGCCAGCUUCCUCCGAAAGUCAAGCGCAAUGGCGUCCCCUGACGCACCCCCUCCCGAGCCAAAGCCGCAGGGAGGCCCCUCAAAAGCUCCCAGGUAUCCCAACCCUCCCGAAGUGAAGCCGCCGAAGUGGGCAAAUCCCCCGGAAACGGAGAUUCCUGACCCGACAACGCUCCGGGAGCAGUGGAGAUAUGCGCAGCGGAUGUAUGGGCGCUUGUACGGGCAGGCUUGGGGAACGGCUAUCAUUGCCGGGGUGGGGCUCUAUGCAAUAGGCUAUUGGUGGAAAGGGAGCAACCCAUUGCUGCCGAGCCCGAGUAAGAAGGAGGAGAAGAGAAGUAGCUGAUCUGGCGGAAAAGGGAAGGGGUCAGAGUAGGGGGGCAACCGAGAGGGGGAAAGGCAGCCACCCGGUUUCAAGCUUUUGUCACUCUGUGCCUGUUGGAAGAAUCUGGUUUGAUGGGGCUCCUGGAAAUGGUUGGUUGAGUGGUGGUGUAAGUAAGGGACUAAAUUUGGACAUUGAGUCUAAGGCCAGGCUGUGCAUGGCACCAAUUGGUGGCUCGCAAAGCGGAACCCAUACACGUGCUUCAGAAUGCGAGGCAGCAGAGUCUGUCAUUUCAACCAAAGCGCCACCCAAGCCCGUCGCGUACUAUUGUCAGGACUUUGCCUGGGAGGAGCUUCAGAAAGUGGUGGAGAGCAAUGCUGCUUUGUCGCAUGCUUGGAGCAGUUCAGUUGAAGACGAUCUUGCAAUCAGCAACAGUACAUAUCAUUCUCAUGGAGCGAGAGAGCAAUGCCGAGAGUCAAGUUUGGAGACGAGGCGAAGCAGCAGUGGUGUGAAUAGGAGUGGUCUCAUUGGGACGGCUGGGACAGCUCUGCCUCAUGAGCACGCGUGGGAGGGUUUUCACACCAAGCACACCACCGCGCGGUUCUUCAAGGAGCGGCGCUACCUGUUGGAGGAGUUUCCAGAGCUCAAAGCAGGGCGGCUGAAGAUUCUGGAGGUUGGGUGCGGCAGUGGCAGCACGGCGAUUCCCCUCCUAACCGGAAACCCCCAAACCCUACUGCAUGCCUGCGACUGCAGCCCCACUGCUGUGGCCCACACCGCAGCCGCCGUUCAAAGGGCGAUUGGGAGCCUCGAAGCUGCCCGGAGGUUUAAGGGGUUCUGUUGGGAUGCCGCUUUGGAACCCUGCCCUUUACUGGGGAGGGUACGAUUGGAGGGUUUGCAGGAAACAGAAGGUUUGGAGGAGACUGAGCGAGGGAGGGGGGGUUUGACAGCGGUGGCAAGCGGGGCUGACAAUGGGCGGGCGGAAAGAGGUGGGGUGUAUGGAGAAGCAAUAAGAGGGGCGAAUGUGGACCUGCGAAGCAGCGGGAGUGGUGGCGAGGCAAGCGGGAUUUGGUUGGGCGUGGGAGAAAACGAGGGGAUCAGAGAGGGGGUGUGGGGGGCAAGCAGGAUUGAACUGGGCCAGCAAACCAUUGGGGAAGGAAAUGCUGAGAGGGAGUGCGGGCAGCAGUCGGGAUUAGUAACAGUCCGGGCAGCGAGCAUGGGCGGCUGCGCAGGCGAUUGCGAUGCAAAGAGGCCUUGUACAGAGAGCGACGAGCAUGCCUGUACUAUAGUCGACCCUGCUGAGGGGCAGGCAAGUGUACAUACAGAGUGUACAGUAGGGGGCGGUAGAAACGAGCCAAGUAGCCCUCCGGGUAGAAUAGGUGGGCCCAAGGAACCGGGUAGCCUUAGAGCAAAUUGUUUGUGCGAGGAACUAGAAGUGGGAGGAUUAGGGGAUAGUGAAAGCGGGGCCGACCAGGUGGGAGAGAGCAGUGUGCUGCAGCGGGGGCUGAGUGACGCGGUACUUGGGCCAGGAGACGGGUUCGACUUCGUCACGCUGAUCUUCACGCUGUCUGCGGUUCACCCCGAUCACAUGCCCUCGCUGCUGAGAAGGCUGCACCAGCUGCUGCGCCCAGGAGGGGCGAUCCUCUUCCGAGACUACGGCCUGUACGACAUGACCAUGCUGCGCUUUCCCCCCGGCCAGAAGGUGGGCGACCGGCUGUACCGCCGGCUGGACGGCACGCUCUCCUACUUCUUCUCCAAGGAAGCGCUCGCGCAGCUGGCCACCCAGGCCGGAUUCACAGUAGUGGACUGCGAGUACUGCUGCGUGACCCUGGUCAACAAGCGGAAGGGGAUCCAAAUGAAGCGGGUGUGGCUGCAUGCGCGGCUGCAAAAGUGGACCGCGAGUACUGCUGCGUAA
Messenger RNA from Klebsormidium nitens, 2273 nucleotides. The record is from the annotation of a GenBank genome assembly. Lineage: Eukaryota; Viridiplantae; Streptophyta; Klebsormidiophyceae; Klebsormidiales; Klebsormidiaceae.